AUGGAUACUACGAGCCUCCAGGCGUCCCAGAUGGGGCGCUCGCGUUUCUCAAAAGCGUUGCCUGCUCCUCCGCCUGGCCUAGAUGACGGUACAGCCAUAGAUGCUCGACAAGUGCCUCGAAGACUUCCAGCGCUUUCAAACAUGGCUUUCCCGCCCCGAAAAGAAAGCGUCGGCGCCAGCAUGUCGCCGAAAUCACUUGAUUCCCCCUUGCCAUCGUUGCCGGCUCCUUCUCCCGUGUCAGAGGCGCCGACCAAGAGCCUGCCUUCGAUUCCUAGGAAAGCAAUAGCCUCGCCUCCCAGUCAGCUCACAGCUGCGCAAGUCAAACUGAGGAGGAAGUCAUCCAUUUCAAGCUUGCUGUCCGCGUAUUCUCGUUCCUCGACAGAAUCUGUGCAAAGGUCGUCCCAGGACAGCUCGGUCACAAAGAACAGUGAACCAUCACUUUCACCAGAGCUGGAUGCGACGAACGACACAAGAAAGGAAUUCAUUCAAACCUCAGAGUCGUACUCUGGGAAUCUGCGUGACGGCGAGUUACCACAUACGACGAAAGAUACAGGCCGUGGACUUUUACCACCUCCGUUGAAGGAUGUGUCGAUGCCUAACACGCCCCGGACUGGUCUUCCGGCAACCCCCCGAACUGGCCUUCCGGUAACUCCCCGAAGUACAAGGCCUGCAGAAUCUCACGCGGAUGCGAAUGCGCCAUCAUCACCAGUGUCAUUGACGAACGGCUCACCCCAAAAACAUGAAAUUUGGAGGCGGAGGAGGACAUCUUCCAAGUCGGAUCGUAGCCUAGCAGUUGCUGCGCUCAAAUUGGAUGGUGUCAGCCACGGCUCUACGGCGCAGACCACAACAACUACAGCACAACCCCUCGCGGGUCCUACUUCAGAACAAGCACAAAACAAUCCCACGAACCCCAUCAUCACAUCCUCACAGCCACCACCUCCUCCACAGAAGGCGGCCAUUGGCGGUCUACCAGGAAGAAAUAUCAAGCCGGCCACAGCUACAGGGCCAGACAGCGAAAUGAAGUCGUUCAUCAAGAAGGUCAAGUCCCUUCACACGCUGAAGAAGCAGAGUGAGAGCGUCGGUGAAGCUCCGGACGAUGAGACACCCGAGAUGCCGCCGAUGGUUCCGAAAAAGUCACCGUCUCAAGAGAAUAUCCCGACUGUGCCGCCCGCUCCACCUCCUAAAGAAGGGCCGAUGCCCGAGCUCUCGGAUCACAAUAGCAAAAAGGCUGCACGGGAGCCUGCGGGAGCAGAAGUGGUGUCACCUGUAACAUCGCCCGAUUUAACCCCACGGGCGUCCGGAAAUUCCGGAAACUCAAUUCAAAGACGACCAGUCGGAGCACAGCUCAAGUCAAAGCCAAGCAACGCCAGUCUGAACUCACCUCAACAAUCUCAACCACCAUCGCAGACAUCGUCGCAGACGCAGCCUCACCCUCCUCGCACCACUUCUCGACCUGGUCUUCCGUCUGGCCCAAGACCUACUGCCAGCAACGCAAACGCUCGGAAUUUGAACUCAGAUCCAAGCUAUGUUCAAGAGACAAAGGUUGGGCCAACACCAAUGACUUCUCAGAACACCAAACCUGGCUCGUCGUCAUCUGUACGAGGCCCAGGCGAAAUGCGAGAUGCACCACCAGUGCAGAAUGGACCACCAAUGCAGCAGUACGGACGGCCAAUGCAGAAUGGGGACUCCAAUGGCACCAAAGAAUUUUCCCAACUAGAGGUGCCUGGAUCAUUGGCAACUAACAAGCGCAUUCGCAACCUUAGUGUGGACAACUUGAACGCGCCCAAGCCAUUGAGCCAAGUCAAUGAGACAGAGCUUUCAGGUGGUGGCCCGUCUCCGAUGAAGCCUCUUUCAGAAGCCGAUCAGAAAAAGGUCAGCGACGCGAUCCAACGUUUCCAGGAUGUGCCGCGAACCUGGAAAUUAGAGCCCAGCGCAGAAGGCGUCUUUCCUGCGGCGCCGCUCACGGUGAACCACUUCAAAUGCCUCGGUGACCAUCAACAGUGGUUGUCCACGCAGAACCGCAGCUACCCCGUUGCCUGCGCUUGCUGUCACGUCCAGGAUAUGAACCCACGCAGCGUGUGUAAAGCUUGCAAUGUCCGGGUUUGCCGCGCAUGCGCAGAUUUGCUGAGAGAGCAUAAGGAUCUGAAGGUUGUGGUGGGCAAGGUUCGGCCAAAUGCUUGA
This is a messenger RNA of Pseudomassariella vexata, 2181 nucleotides long. RefSeq lists its product as uncharacterized. The transcript has a single exon. Bases 1 to 2181 code for a protein of 726 amino acids. The record is from RefSeq and is a predicted model, not a curated record. NCBI's taxonomy places the organism in Eukaryota, Fungi, Ascomycota, Sordariomycetes, Amphisphaeriales, Pseudomassariaceae.